Messenger RNA from Bufo bufo (common toad), 3248 nucleotides. RefSeq names its product LDL receptor related protein 8 (gene LRP8). The coding region runs from base 51 to 2861 and encodes 936 amino acids. The record is from RefSeq and is a predicted model, not a curated record. The transcript is spliced from 19 exons. Lineage: Eukaryota; Metazoa; Chordata; Amphibia; Anura; Bufonidae. Gene Ontology annotation, molecular function: protein binding; calcium ion binding.
CAGUGCUCAGGCUGCCGGCUCCAUGCGCCCCGGGACCCGGCGGAGGCACCAUGAGGAGCGGCCGCAGCAGCGGGGCCAUCCCGGGCCUCCUACUGUUGCUGGUGCUGGGGACCCGUACUGGGAGAGCGCUGCCCCCCUCCGAUUGUGAGGAGAACCAGUUCCAGUGCUCGAACCAGCGAUGCAUCCCCAGCUUGUGGAGAUGUGAUGAGGAUGAUGAUUGCUCCGACAACAGUGACGAGGAGGGCUGCCCUAAAGCAACCUGCAUGGAGACAGACUUCACCUGUGACAACGGCCACUGCAUUUCAGCCCGCUGGAAAUGUGAUGGUGAAGAGGAAUGCCCCGAUGGAAGUGAUGAGUCUGAAGCCACCUGCAGUUACAUGAAGCAGACAUGUGCUGCAGAGAAGUUCAGCUGUGGAGAGUCCAGCAAUAAGUGUAUCCCAGCCACCUGGAGGUGUGAUAGUGAGAGGGACUGUGAAAAUGGUGUGGAUGAGAAGGACUGUCCUACCGGUUGCCCGCGUGGCGAGUUCCAGUGCCGCAAUAAGUUCUGUAUCUCUGCGAGUUUUGUGUGCGACGGCGUCGAUAACUGCAGUGAUGGAAGCGAUGAACAGGAUUGCGCCUUAGUCACGUGUAAAUCAGGACAGUUCCGCUGCGGGAAGGGCGUUUGCAUCCCCGAGAAGUGGCUGUGUGAUGGCCAAGCCGAUUGUGCGGACCAGUCCGAUGAAUCCGAAGAUCGCUGCGGUCUGAAAAGUCAGCCACAGGCAGUGACGCAGUGUGGCCCGCAAGAGUACAGAUGUGGCAACGGCAAGUGUAUUCACCUGAACUGGAGGUGUGACGGUGACCAGGACUGUAAAGACCACUCCGACGAGAAGGACUGCCCUUUGGUGUCCUGCCGUCCGGAUGAGUUUCAGUGUGGAGAUGGCUCCUGUGUAUAUGGGAUGUACCAGUGCAAUGGAGUCAGAGACUGCCUCGAUGGCAGCGAUGAGACGGGGUGCCGCACUGCAGUGGAAGGGCCUUGUGAUACCGAAGGAACGUUUCAGUGCAAAAGCGGGGAAUGUAUUGACAUUCGCAAAGUGUGUGACUUUCGUCAGGACUGCCGGGACUGGUCUGAUGAGCCUCUGAAGGAGUGCGGAGUCAACGAGUGUUUGAUAAAUAAUGGCGGCUGUUCGCACAUCUGCAAGGAUCUGAAGAUGGGACAUGAAUGUGACUGCCCCACAGGCUACAAGUUAAUUGACAAAAAAACUUGUGGAGAUAUUGACGAGUGUGAGAACCCUGAUGCGUGCAGCCAGAUUUGUGUCAAUUAUAAAGGAGACUAUAAAUGUGAAUGUUAUGAAGGAUUUCAGAUGGACAGUGUGUCUAAGACGUGCAAGGCAGCAGGACAGAGUCCAUAUCUGAUCUUUACCAACCGGCAUGAGCUCCGCCAAAUCGAUCUAGUCCGCAGAGAUUACUCGCGUCUCGCCUCGCAGUUAAAAAAUGUUGUAUCCCUGGAUGUAGAAGUGAUAAACAAAAAGAUUUACUGGUGUGACCUCUUCCAUCGCAAGAUUUACAGUGCCCCUCUGGAUCGUGCCUCAGACCCUGCAGAACAUGUUGUGUUGGUCAACAGCCAUCUCCACUCCCCGGAGGGUCUGGCUGUAGACUGGAUCCACAAGAACAUUUACUGGACAGAUUCUGGAAAUAAGACGAUUUCUGUCGCAACCUCCGAUGGCUGCAAACGGAAAACACUCUUUAACCAGAGCCUGGGGGACCCAAGGGCCAUUGCGGUUGAUCCUACAACAGGGUUCAUGUUCUGGUCGGACUGGGGAGACCCCGCUAAGAUAGAGAAGGCUGGCCUGAACGGGGGUGACCGACAGGUUCUGGUUUCCGAUGAAAUUGAGUGGCCCAAUGGGAUCACAUUAGAUGUGCUGACCCAUCGUUUGUAUUGGGUGGACUCGAAGCUCCAUACCCUCUCCAGCGUGGACUUCAAUGGGUCAAACAGAAAGCUGCUCAUCUUCUCCGAGGAAAAGCUCAGUCACCCCUUUGGUCUGGCAGUCUUUGAGGAUAAGGUGUUUUGGACAGAUCUGGAAAAUGAAGCCAUCUUCAGCGCCAACAGAUUGACAGGAAAAGACAUUUCUGUCCUGGCUGAGAAUCUCAACAAUCCUCAUGAUAUAGUUGUUGUUCAUCAGCUAAAGCAACCAAAAGCUGUAAAUGCCUGUAACCAAGGCCCUCUACCGAAUGGUGGGUGCGAAUACCUGUGCCUGGCGGCCCCUCAGAUUUCUGUCCAUUCUCCCAAAUACACAUGUGCCUGUGCAGACGGUGUGGAGUUGGGGCUGGAUAUGAGGAGCUGUGGGAAAGUUGCAGUGAUUACUACUACUCAAGCAACUUUACCACCACUCCUGACUGAGUCUCCUGCUACAGAGCCUAUUCCUACCACAGUUACCAAGACUACUGCAAAGCCCACCACCACCACCACCACCACCACCACGACCACUAAGAUAAUCUAUGACUCCAGCCCUACUGACAACCUCCGAACUACCUCUAAGCCCAGCCACCGAGAAAUCCACUUUACAACUACUGGGAACACCAGCGUAUACCAGCACUAUGGUAAUGCAGCUUCUGACCUCAGGUCCACGCUGACUGCUGCAGUCAUUGGAGUAGCGGUGCCAGUGGCUGUUCUUGCCCUCCUCUGCCUGUCCGGAUAUCUCAUCUGGAGGAACUGGAAGCGGAAGAAUACAAAGAGCAUGAAUUUUGAUAAUCCAGUCUACCGGAAAACGACGGAAGAGGAAGAGGAGGAGGAAGAAGAGAUUCACAUUGGUCGGACAACUCAGAUUGGGCAUGUCUAUCCAGCUCGUGUGGCGUUGAGCCUGGAAGAUGACGGUUUGCCUUGAGGAUCGAUACCAGGUCUGACACUUAUCUCAGUUGAGCGAGGAACAUCCGAAGAACUGUCACCGGCCCCGAGUCUCUCGGCAUAUGACAAGUCAACCAUAUCAUGUUAUGUGCUGCCACUGCCAGGGCCUGACGAGGCAGAUAUGUUACAAAUCCGUGAGACCUAACAGAUUGCGUCUGAUGCGUAAAAUUCCCUGGAUACCGGGAACGACAAGAUUUCAUAGAUCACAAGCGACAGGCAGCAGAGAAAUUCUUAAACCCGCUGUUAUUUAUUUUGGUGAUGGACAACCACAAAAAAAUAUAAUAAUUCAAACAUCCAAAGGAUGUAAGGGGUUUCUAUGUAUAAUCUUUUAUACAGAUUUUUACUUGACCCUCGGCCGAGGCAUGCC